Messenger RNA from Fusarium falciforme, 3132 nucleotides. RefSeq lists its product as hypothetical. The record is from RefSeq and is a predicted model, not a curated record. NCBI's taxonomy places the organism in Eukaryota, Fungi, Ascomycota, Sordariomycetes, Hypocreales, Nectriaceae. The transcript is spliced from 5 exons. Gene Ontology annotation, cellular component: plasma membrane. Gene Ontology annotation, biological process: intracellular calcium ion homeostasis; calcium ion transmembrane transport. Gene Ontology annotation, molecular function: ATP hydrolysis activity; ATP binding; P-type calcium transporter activity. Bases 1 to 3132 code for a protein of 1043 amino acids.
AUGAGCCAGCAGUUGAUCAAGGAGGCGCCUCAUGUCUCCGGGCAAUCCAACACGCCCAUGACGGCGCCCGCCCACACCCUCACCUUCGAACAGGUCGCCGAGCAGCUUCAGGGUCAUACCGUCGACGGCUUGAGGACGGCCGAAGCCGAGAGGCGUCUUAAGGAGUGCGGCCGCAACGAGUUCGGCGAGCAGCAGGGUGUCCAGCCCAUCAAGAUCCUCAUCGGCCAGAUUGCCAAUGCCUUAACUCUAGUGCUCAUCCUCGCCAUGGCGGCUUCCUUUGGAAUCCAGUCUUGGAUUGAAGGCGGCGUCGUUGCUGCAGUCAUCAUGCUCAACAUCGUCGUGGGCUUCUUCCAGGAGUUCCAAGCUGCCAAGACCAUGGACUCCCUCCGCUCGCUAAGCUCCCCCACAGCUCAUGCCGUGCGCGACGGGAAUAAUCAGGUUAUCGUGACUGCUGAGAUUGUUCCUGGUGACUUGGUCGAGCUCAAGACGGGCGAUACCGUCCCUGCGGAUAUCCGCCUUAUUGAAGCUGUCAACUUCGAGACCAACGAAGCUCUCCUCACUGGAGAGUCUCUCCCUGUCCGAAAGGAGACGGCGUCCAUCUUUCCCGAUGAUACCGGCCCUGGUGACCGCCUCAACGUCGCCUACAGCUCGUCGACUGUCACCAAGGGUCGUGCUCGUGGUAUCGUCUUCGCUACUGGUAUCUACACUGAAAUCGGCCAGAUCGCUGUUGCUCUCCGUGGCAAGUCCUCUCAUCGUCGUGAGCCCAAGCGCCGCGAAGAUGGAACUGCCUCGACUGGUCGCUGGGCGCAGGCUUGGACCUUGACCUUUUCUGAUGCUGUUGGCCGUUUCCUCGGCGUCAACGUUGGAACCCCCCUCCAGCGCAAACUGUCGAAGCUGGCCCUUCUUCUUUUGGGAACUGCUAUUGUCUGUGCCAUUCUUGUCCUCGGUGCCAACGAGUUCAACACUAAGCAGGAGGUCAUCAUCUACGCUGUAGCCACUGGCUUGUCCAUGAUCCCGGCUUCUCUGAUUGUCGUUCUUACUAUUACCAUGGCCGCUGGCACGAAACGCAUGGUCCAGAGGAACGUCAUUGUCCGCAACCUCAAGAGUCUCGAGGCCCUUGGUGGAGUCACUAACAUCUGCUCGGACAAGACCGGUACCCUUACCCAGGGCACCAUGAUCGUCAAGAAGGCAUGGAUUCCUGGCCGUGGCACAUAUUCAGUCGGCGCUACUAGUGAGCCAUUCAACCCGACCCAGGGGCAACUCGGCCUCCAGGGUGCUCAGCCUAAGGACAUCGACUUCCAGCAUAGUGGCGCCGAAGGCACCCCCAUCAACCCUGAGGAGGUCGUCGCCAGGGAUCCCACACUCCAGGAAUACUUGAAUGUUGCUUCUCUGGCUAACCUCGCCACUGUCCAUCAGGUUGAAGGCGAAUGGCAAGGCCGUGGUGACCCGACUGAGAUUGCCAUUCAGGUCUUUGCCUCGCGAUUUAACUGGAACCGUCUCCGCCUCGCUAUUGGAGAGACGCCUCAAUGGCACGAGGUUGCCGAGUUUCCGUUCGACUCUGACGUGAAGAAGAUGUCUGUCAUUUUCGAAAAUAACCAGUCGCAGAAGCAAUGGGUUUUCACCAAGGGCGCUGUUGAGCGAGUUAUUUCCUCUUGCCUCCGCUAUGCUGUCAGUGAUGAGAUCAAGCAGCUCACUCCCGAUGUUGAGCAAGAUAUUCUCAGAAACAUGGAAGCUUUUGCCCGACUUGGACUCCGAGUUCUCGCCCUCGCCAGCCGAACUGAUAUUCGCCACGUUGUCGACAACGAAGCUGAACUGGACCGAGGCCUUUUCGAGACUGACCUUGUCUUCCGUGGUCUUAUCGGUCUGUACGAUCCCCCUCGCCCCGAGUCUGCGCCUUCUGUCCGCCAGUGCCAUGAGGCCGGCGUCAGCGUUCACAUGCUCACUGGUGACCACCCUGAGACUGCCCGUGCUAUCGCUCUUGAGGUGGGCAUCCUGCCUACUAAGAUGUCCCAGAUCCCUGCCGAUGUUGCCAACACAAUUGUAAUGGCUGCCUCGGACUUUGACAAGCUCUCAGAUGAUGAAAUCGAUCAGCUCCCUCUGCUUCCCCUCGUCGUGGCCCGGUGUGCUCCCCAGACCAAGGUCCGCAUGAUCAACGCCCUCCAUCGCCGCAAGUGCUUCGUUGCCAUGACUGGUGACGGCGUCAAUGACUCCCCCAGCUUGAAGCAGUCUGAUGUUGGUAUUGCUAUGGGUCUCGCCGGUUCUGAUGUCGCUAAGGAGGCUUCUGAUAUUGUCCUGACAGACGAUAACUUUGCAUCUAUCCUCAACGCCGUUGAGGAGGGCCGACGUAUGUUUGAUAACAUCCAGAAGUUCAUCCUCCACGUCUUGGCCGAGAACAUUGCUCAGGCUUGCACCUUGCUCAUUGGCCUUGCCUUUAAGGAUAAGAAUGGAUUAUCUAUAUUCCCUCUUGCUCCCGUUGAGAUUCUCUGGAUAAUUAUGAUUACCUCGGGUAUGCCUGAUAUGGGACUGGGCUUUGAGAUUGCCGCGCCCGAUAUUAUGCAGCGACCUCCCCAAAACUUGAAACAAGGUGUCUUCACUCCGGAGCUGCUUAUCGAUAUGGUUGUUUAUGGCCUCUGGAUGUCUGCUCUUUGUCUGGCUUCGUUCGUCCUUGUCCUUUAUGGAUUUGGCAACGGUAAGGCUGAUAUUGGUGAGAACUGCAACAACGAGUAUAGCGAGGAUUGCAAGGUCAUCUUCCGUGCUCGCGCGACGACGUUUGCUUGCCUGACCUGGUUUGCGCUCUUCCUAGCUUGGGAAAUGGGCAACCAGUUCCUCUUCUGGGCCAUCGUGGCAGGCUUUAUUACUAUGUUCCCGUUGAUCUACAUCCCUACCCUGAACACUGUCGUCUUCAAGCACGCUCCUAUAUCUUGGGAGUGGGGUAUUGUCUUUGUUGAGGCUAUCAUCUUCUUCCUGGGCAUCGAGACCUGGAAGUGGAUGAAGCGCUUCUACUUCCGUCGCCAGGCUCGCAAGGCGACUGGUGGCGUGGUCGACCUUGAGACACGCGUCUUUGGACACUACUACGAAAUGUCCAGCGCCAGCCAGGACGAGGAGGUUGGCCAGGAAAAGAGAGCCUCUUGA